AUGAAACCAAUACAAUUCAUGCCUCGGACUCAUAUUUUGGAUACGACUCGGAAACGGACCGGACAACUGGAAUACAGGAUUGGGACAUGGAAUAUUAGAUCACUUUAUAAACCAGGCGCACUUAAGUCUAUAAGUGAUGCGGUGAAGAAAUACAAGAACGUUCAAAUAGUGGCGCUGCAGGAGGUCAGGUGGCCAGGGGAGGGAGACAUGAGAACCAAUGGAAUGACAUUAUUUUAUAGUGGAUCAUCCAAUGGAAAGUAUGAGAAUGGAGUGGGUUUUUUAGUAAAUGACCAGUUGUUACCUUCUAUAAAGAAAUUUACUCCAGUAAAUGAUCGCAUCUGUCAUAUUCGUAUAGCCGGUAAACAAUAUGACAUUAUACUGAUAUGUGUAUACUCACCCACAGAAACGGGUGAAGAAGACCUGAAGGAUAUGUUUUAUGAUGAAUUAGAAAGAGUGUACAAUGGUCUAUCAGGACACUGUUUAAAAAUUAUAUUAGGGGACUUUAACUCACAAGUUGGGCGAGAAACGAUAUAUAGACCUACAAUUGGUAGUGAGAGUAUACAUGAUUUGAGCAAUGGAAACGGCACCAGAUUAGUUGAAUUCGCAAUAGCUAAUGGACCUCAUAGUGAGCAGUAG
Acyrthosiphon pisum (pea aphid) is the source of this 636-nucleotide messenger RNA. RefSeq names its product craniofacial development protein 2-like. The transcript has a single exon. The record is from RefSeq and is a predicted model, not a curated record. Bases 1 to 636 code for a protein of 211 amino acids. NCBI's taxonomy places the organism in Eukaryota, Metazoa, Arthropoda, Insecta, Hemiptera, Aphididae. Gene Ontology annotation, molecular function: catalytic activity.